Suillus fuscotomentosus is the source of this 1986-nucleotide messenger RNA. RefSeq names its product major facilitator superfamily domain-containing protein. Gene Ontology annotation, molecular function: transmembrane transporter activity. Gene Ontology annotation, biological process: transmembrane transport. The transcript has 7 exons. The coding region runs from base 390 to 1865 and encodes 491 amino acids. Lineage: Eukaryota; Fungi; Basidiomycota; Agaricomycetes; Boletales; Suillaceae. The record is from RefSeq and is a predicted model, not a curated record.
CUAGGCUCCAAUCGUUUAACUACUUGGGGCUGUUCUUAUUAUGUAUCAUCUAUUUAAUCUCACACCGUGUAAGUGCAGACCUUCAAACCGCACGUAAGGGUUAGCCAGCCAAUGAUCAGCUUGAGCUCCUCUAGGCGACAAUGCGGGUAAGUACCUAUCAUGAUAGCCACAGGCGGCUAUACCCGGGUUCUACGCAUAAUAGGACGUGCCGCGUGCGAUCUUUUAAUCAUUCCGAGCCAACUGAUCAGAAGAUGCAGGUUCUUGUCGACUGCCGUUGUAGGCCUUAUCGACCAGCUGGCCAACAAGCCGGUCAGCGACCACCUUAUUAGGACGAAUUCACGUAGUAUAACGAGCUGCAUCUUUCGUCCGAGUUGUUUCCUCGUAUCACCAUGAUUGCGCAGCAGGAUGACGAGGAAACAUCUCUUCUGCAACGACCUGAGCGGCCAACGGCCAAGACACCUCUUCCCUGGGAUCAAUUUUGGAUUUUACUGUUCUUGGAGAUGCCAGAUCCUGUUUCUUCUUACAUCCUUGCACCCUUUGUUCCUCAACUCAUUAGAGACAUUGGAGUAACUCACGGAGAUGAAUCCCAGGUCGGUCACUAUGUCGGCAUCCUACAAUCAUCAUACUAUGCAGCUCAUACCCUGACUAUCUUUCAUUGGAGCCAACUGUCCGACCACAUCGGGCGGAAGCCUGUAAUACUGACAGCCCUAUCAGCAAUUUCUAUAUCGAUGUUUUCGUUUGGGCUGUCGAAGACCUUCUUCGCUCUGGUAGUCAGUCGUGUUGUCUGCGGAGCAUUUGAUGCGAGCAACAGUGUCAUCAAGAGCAUGCUGAUGGACAUCACAGACGUAACCAAUAUGCCUUUGGCAUUCAAUUAUAUAUCAAUUCCGUGGAUGAUCGCAACCACAAUUGGACCACUCAUUGGGGGAUCGCUCUCUCGACCAGCAGACAGAUUCCCUGACAUCUUCGGGCGAUCAGAACUCCUGAAAAUGUACCCAUAUCUUCUGCCGUGCUCUAUUUCGGCAUUUUUUACAUCAAUAGCUUGGUUAGUCACGCAUGUCUGUCUUAAAGAGAGCGUUUCCACCAGGACACCGCUUUUGGAGCUAAUCAAAGGAGCAUUCUUCGGACAGUCGUAUUUGAAGUCUCGCCAGCCAUCGAGCAAUGUUAUAGUUGAUCCUGGGGAGGCGAAUGCUGGAGAAGUUCAAUCAAAGCCGCUUUCGCUGCGUGCUUUACUAACCCCGAAAGUGUUGAGCGUAACAGCAAGUUAUGCCACGACAGGCAUGCUUCAAAUGUCGCUCAGUUCGGUCCUACCUAUUUUCUAUGCAACACCAAUUGAACUUGGUGGUCUUUCCCUUGACCCUUCUCGCAUCGGCACGUUGCUCGCGGUACAAGGUGCCGCACAUGGCGUAUUUCAGCUACUUUUCUACGCUCGUUUGCAUGAUCGCUUCGGCGCAGGAGCUAUCCAUAUGACCGGCGUUAGCUCCGGCAUACCCACCGUCAUUUUAUUUCCAGUGAUCAAUACUCUGGCUCGAGUCUAUGGAAUAGGUAUGGCUGUAUGGCUGUGUGUUUCCGUCCAGCUUGCGCUGACGACUAGCCUGAUCAUGUGCUACCCCUGCAUAACAUUAUUCAUCAGAGCAGCUGCUCCCAAUCGUGCCUCAGUCGGAGCAACCAUUGGAAUAGGCCAGGUGGCUGUCGCGGUAGCAAGAAUCAUUGGUCCGGCAUCUGCAGCUUCGGUCUUCUCUUACUCAAUAGAGGCAGGGCAUGAUGCGUGGUUGAUAUAUUACUUUUUGAUCACAAUUGCAUUUCUCGCAGUAGGUACUUCUCUAUUACUUCCCCAUGAUCCUAGUGUAUGGGAAGAUUCCCAAUAACAUUAUCGCGAAUGUCCGCGUGUCAUCUAGUGUAUUAGGGGGUGGAACUGGCAAAAUUCUAGGCUACGUAGACUACAUGCAUGUAAGUAUGACAUUCCCAAUGGAUAGCAUUGAUUUUGCC